AUUUUGGUGCAUUCAAUAUGGUAUUCGAAGUUUCUUAUCUAGCUGCCUUGCCCGGUCGAUGAAUGAUCAAAAUUUAUUCGUUGUCUCUUCGUUUUGGUGUCAUGUAUUUGCUAGACAAAAUUUUGUGUGGUUGUUUAUUCUAGUCGUGAGAUUUAUAAUUGUAGUGUUAUAUGUUAGCGUUAACAAGACUUUAGAGAAAUGGUGAAAAUAGACACGAUACAAAAAAAUUAUCCGCUGCAUUGGCUCGUGUGGAAUAAUAAUUAUGUAGAACUCGAGGAGGAAUUAUCUACAAAGCUGCAUGAUAUUGAAAAACUUGAUAACCGAGGAAGAACCCCAUUGAUGUUAGCUGUGACUUUAGGUCAUAUUGAAUCUGUUGGAGUAUUGUUGCAACAUGAAGCUAAUGUUAAUACAGAGAAUACUCAAGGAUGGACUGUGGUUCAAGAGGCAGUUGGCACAGGAAAUCCUGAGCUAAUACAAAUGGUGCUAGCACAUAGGGAUUAUCAAAGAUAUUGUAAUCGGGUAGCAGGUAUUCCAGAACUGCUUCAUAAACUUAAACAAUUCCUCUUGCCUCUAGAAUAUGUCCUAGUGAUACUUAUAAGGUAUACAAACAGGGCAGCAAUGUACGAAUCGAUACAACUUUAUUAGGAUUUGAUCAUACAAAAUGGCAACGUGGAAAUCGUAGUUACGUUUUCAAGGGACAAAAGUCUUUCAUUUGUUUUUUAAUUGUGUAUAUUAAAUGCAAGCUGCAUCACAUGUACCUGUGGCAAUUAGAUGUGAACGGAGUUAUGUGUUCAGUAUGGUGGGACGAGAGUCAGAUGAUGGAGCAACAAUGAUGGAGGUGGAUCACAAAACAAGAAAAGUAUAUGUUGAGCAUAUUAAACUCGUAGAUAUUGACGAUAUGCAAUUAAUGGAACCCUCUGAAGAAGGCGUGUUAGCUCGGCUUACAAAUCCGAUCGUUACUACGUACAUAGAUACAGAUAAAAUUAGUUUUGAACGCAAUAAAGCUGGUUUGUGGGGCUGGCGCUCUGAUAAAAGUGAAAUAGUUAACGGACAUGAGUGUAAAGUGUUUAGUGCAUGCAAUGUAGAAUUAAUAACAAAAACUCGAUUAGAACAUUUAUCUGAACCUGAUAAGGCACGAGCUCGUGCUCCUCGUACACCUCUUCAAUCAUUUCUUGGUAUGGCGGAACAGCAGCAGGAGAACAGUAAUAACGCAACCACUAGUGAAGAAUAUAACAAUGUCGGAAAUCCUUCUAAUAUAACAGCUGAGGAAUAUUUUGACCCGGACGUUGAUUUGAAUGGAAGGGAUAUAGGUAGACCAAAAGAAGUUAAUACAAAAAUUCAGAAGUUUAAGGCAACUUUAUGGCUUAGUGAACAGUACCCGUUAAGUCUUCAAGAACAGAUUAUGCCAAUUGUCGAUCUUAUGGCAAUAUCUAGUUCACAUUUUGCAAAAUUAAAGGAUUUUAUUCAAAUGCAAUUACCUGCUGGAUUUCCUGUUAAAAUUGAAAUUCCUCUGUUUCAUAUAUUAAAUGCAAGGAUAACGUUUGGAAAUAUUUUCGGCAUGGAUCAAGAAGUGCCUCACGUAGGACAUUUACAAGAAACUAACAGAAUGACUUGUUUAGUUGAUGAUAUUUGUUUUGAAGCACCAGUGGGAUACGUAAAACUAGCAGGUGCUGAAGUUCGGACACAAUUUAGUAUGGAAGAAGAAGACGAUCUAUUACAAUUUGCUAUUCAACAAAGUUUGUUGGAAGUUGGAAGUGAACGUGAUGAGAGCUAUUCAGGCAAGCCUGGCGCUGUGUCAAGAUAGUAACGUUGGCUGUGCGAGCGGUCGAAGUAAUUCGGAUAAGACAAAUGACAUAGAAAAUGCUGAUUCGCUCGAAGAUACAGCAGAACAAUUAAGACUGGCGCUAAGACUGUCAGAAUUACAACAGUUGGAAGAAGAACAGCGUCGAUUGUUAGAGGAAGAAACAUUUCGACAAGUGUUGGAGUUAUCUCUUACAGACAAAUUGUAAAAAUUAACAAAAAAAUGCUGUUAAAUAUUGAAGUAUUUUUAAUUAUUAAUACAAUAAGUGCAACAUUUAUCUUUGCUCAUAAUUGUCUUCUAAACAAUAAAGAUUAUAGAUGUAGACUAGGAACUAAAACACCAUAUAGAUUUAUAUCAAAUAAUGAUGAUUCUCCUCUUGAAUACUCAGGUUGUGUUCCAAGAAAGAUAUGGUUAAUUUUAAGACAUGGUACAAGAUAUCCUGGUAAGAAGUACAUAAUACCCAUGAUUGAAAAACUGCCGAAGUUACAAAAAAUUAUCCUAGAUAACUAUAAAGAGAGCAAAACAGAAUUUACAGAAGAAGAUGUAGACUUAUUCAAAGAGUGGAAAAUCACUUUUACCGAAGACGAUGUUAUGAAAUUAGCAGAAGAAGGAGAAGAUGAAAUGAUCGAUAUUGGAGAAAGAUAUCAAUCUAGAUUUCCAAGUCUUAUGCCAGAAAUCUAUGAUAAUCAAACUUACAGAUAUACUGCCACUCAACGCACAAAGGAAAGUGCUAAGAACUUUGCCACUGGCUUAUUUGGAAGAUACAGUAGUUAUCAAGUUCAGUAUCCAGAGGCAGAGCACAAGGAUCCUGUCUUAAGAUUUUAUAAACGUUGUGAACGUUGGCGUUUCGAAGUGGACAAAAAUCCGGAUUCUCAGAUAGAAAAAAACAAGUUUUUGAGGAGCAAUGUUUAUAAAAAGAUGUUGGAAGACGUUUCCACGCGUAUUGGUUAUCAGAUCGAUCACGAAAAUGUACAUUUAAUGUACGUGGCGUGUGGAUUUGAAACCGCAUGGCAUAAAAAUUAUGAAUCACCAUGGUGUAGAAUAUUUUCAUUAGAUGAUUUCAAAAUACUCGAGUUUGCAAGUGAUUUAGAAUAUUAUUGGAACGAUGGGUAUGGCUACAAAUUAACUUAUGAACAAGCGUGUCCAGCUUUGAGAGAUGUUUUUGAUUUUUUUGCGUGGGAAACAGAUGAAGGACCAGUGGUAUCGGCAUAUUUUACUCAUUCGGGGACCAUUUUGAAAUUGUUAGCUCUUUUAAAAGUCGCUAAGGAGGACCAACAUUUAACACAUGAUUUAUUUUCGUUGUAUGGAGAGAACAGAGCUUGGAGAACUGGGAUUAUCGAUACUUUCGCAUCUAAUAUUGCAUUUGUUUUAUACAAUUGUUCUGGAGUUCCUAGUGUUCUUUUUAUGCAUCAGGAAAGACCAUUACAUCUUCCAGGUUGUCCUAUGAACAUGCCAUGUGCGUUGUCUACAAUGAAAGCACUCUAUCCUGAUCAAGAAGAGGAAUGUCAAUUUGAAACAAUGUGUUCGUUAGAGGAAUCAUCAUAAUGAUGCAGAACCAUGAUAUAUAUUAUGAAUUGUAUUAUAUAUAUAUUUUUAUUAUAUAAUUAUUAUAUAUAUAGUUUAUCACAUUCGUACAAGAAUAUGAGAACCAAAUGA
Molecule: messenger RNA, 3457 nt
Organism: Heterotrigona itama
Lineage: Eukaryota; Metazoa; Arthropoda; Insecta; Hymenoptera; Apidae
Source: the annotation of a GenBank genome assembly